Lycium barbarum (goji berry) is the source of this 1467-nucleotide messenger RNA. Its product is annotated as plasmodesmata-located protein 2-like. Gene Ontology annotation, cellular component: plasmodesma. The transcript is spliced from 3 exons. The record is from RefSeq and is a predicted model, not a curated record. Gene Ontology annotation, biological process: plasmodesmata-mediated intercellular transport; transport of virus in multicellular host. NCBI's taxonomy places the organism in Eukaryota, Viridiplantae, Streptophyta, Magnoliopsida, Solanales, Solanaceae. The coding region runs from base 171 to 1067 and encodes 298 amino acids.
UCCCAAAUCCAGGAAAAAAAGUCCCUAUGCGAAAUUUCCCUUUCACUGCAAAAAGGUCUUUGUUCUUAGCCUAAUAAAUACCCUCUAGAAACCACCAAAAACCAAAUCCAAUUCUUCCAAAAAAACAUCUCCAUGUUUAUUCUUAUUACAAUAUCAUUCAAAUCCUAAAAAUGGGUCCAUCUCAAAAAAUUCCCAGAACAUUCUCCAUCCUUUUUUUCCUAUUAUUUCUACCUUCAUUAUUCCCCAUUCUUGAUUCAUCAUCAUCCAAUGAACUCACAAACCUUGUUUACAAAGGCUGUGCUAAUCAAAAUUUCCAAGACCCAUCUGGUAUUUACUCACAAACACUAAACACCCUAUUUAACACCUUAAUCUCUCAAUCAUCCACUAAUAAAUUCUACAAAACCACAACAGGCAAUGGCAAUUCAGUAAUUUCAGGUCUCUUUCAAUGCCGUGGUGAUCUUUCUAAUUCCAACUGUAACAAUUGUGUUAAAAAAAUACCAAACAUGUCCUUAAAACUAUGUGGCCAAGUUAUAGCAGCUAGAAUUCAACUAAAUGGGUGUUAUUUAAGGUAUGAAUUAGUUGGGUUUCAGUCAGUUGGGCCUACUGAGUUGCUUUUCAAGAUUUGCGGGUCGGGUCAGGUUAGUGAGUCCGGGUUUGGUGAUAAACUUGAUACUGCUUUGGGUCAAAUAGUUAAAGGGGUUUCAAGUAAUGGGUUUUAUACAGGUGGAUAUGAGUCAGUUUAUGUGUUGGGUCAAUGUGAAGGUGAUUUAAGUAAUGGUGAGUGUGUGAACUGUGUGAAAAAUGGAGUUGGUAAAGCUAAAAGUGAAUGUGGGAAUUCAGUUUCUGCACAGAUUUAUUUGCAACAGUGUUAUAUUAGUUACACUUAUUAUCCUAAUGGUGUGCCCACUAAAUCACUAUCUCCAUCAGGAUCAGGAACAAGACAGAGUACUCAAAAGCUUGUGGCUAUAAUUUUGGGUGGACUGGUUGGUGUGGGGUUAGGAGUUGCUUGUUUGAUGUUUAUAAGAUCAGCAUUGAAGAAAAAGAGUUAUUCUAAGCAUGGAGGAUAAGGUCACAGUGGCUAAAGGAGUGACAAAAUGGGCAGAGAUUUUGAGGUGGCUUUAGAAAAGACAAGUGUAAAGUUAGGUUGCAUGAUUGGACUUACAUAUACUGUAAAGAAGGAGGUGUGGUGACGAAAGAAAAGGAAAAUCUGUUUUUUGUGCUUUAUUUUGGCUCUAGCUUCUAAUGAUUUUCCUUCUUAACCUAGUUUAGGUCUUCUUUUUUAAUCAAGUGCAAAUAGAAGUAAUAGUGGUGAAUUGGAGCUUAAAAGUGCUGUUGUCUCUGUUAGACUAAAUACUAGGCAUUGAUUGUAGUAAUGCUUCUCUCUUUUUGCUGAAAUCAUAUGAAUGUACAUCCACAUUAUGAAAGAAGUUAUGGAUCAACAUAGUGCAAUUGUUUUCUGUGGUGUAA